UCCAAGUUAAGUACUUAUGUAAAUUACUUUAUAAUAUUUUUGUUUAUUUUAACAGAUAAUUGAUAUUACUAUCAAGCGAAAUUGAUAUAAUAAUAACGAUGGAUUGUUAAAAAAUCAGUUACAUUUUUUAAGUUAAUAAAUCAUUGUAUUCUUAAUGUGAAACAUGUGAUUAUGUGGCAUGUUAGAUUCUAGGUUAUGCUUAAAUCUCGUUUGAAUACUUUAUUAGAGAUAGAAGAUAAUUAAUACAAUAACAAAUGGCUGUACGCAAACUUCUUGGGAGUAAUUUAUUACUGUUACGGCUACCCAAAUCACAACAAUCAUUUUUUUCAAGGCAAAUUGAUUUGCAGUCCAUAAUAAAACGUACAAAUCAAUUAACAUUAAAUCGAUUACUUGAAAAUAAUGAGCAAAUAGAUGGUAAAAAAUGGUCAACCGUUCGUGAAGAAGUAUUAACUACUGUCAGCACUGUUAAUGAAUUCAAUGUUGAUAAUAUUAUUAUUAAUCGAUGUUGUGAAGCUAACAAACAAUUUUUAGCAUUAAAUUAUAUCAGUUAUUUAGUAGAUGAAAGGAAGCAAGAUUUGAAUAUUGCUUCAAUUGUAAAAUAUUUUAUAUUAUUAAGCAAUUAUAAACAAACUCUAGAUUCUGAAGAUGUAAAGCGAAUUUUUCAAUUUUAUGAUGACAUUAGAAAAAAAUAUGAUGUUCUUGAUUCUAAAACUGCUGAAGGGUGCAUUCUUGCUUUAUCAUUAACAAAUAGAUGGAAAGAAGCUAUCAAUAUAUUUGAAGAGAGCAGAAAACUUGGUAAUUUUUCAACUAUUGCUUAUACAUCAAUUAUAACAGCAGCUUUUAACAAUAAUGAACCAGAAAUUGCCUGGAGAUAUUUGGAACAAACAAGACCUGAUCAAAGACCACAGAAAAAGGUUUACGUAGCUUAUAUACAGUUCUGUCAAAGACAUUAUCAUACUUUCGAUGAAUCGAAAGAAGCUAUAGAAAAAAUGUUUGAUUUUUGGGUAAGACAUGAUAUAUAUCCUCACGUAACCAUUAUUAUGGCAUUUAUGCAAUAUCUUAGUAAUACUGGGAACUGGAAUUAUGCAUCUACAACUGUUGAUAAGGACGGUGCGUGUGGAUGUUGCCAUACUUCUAUGCCUCGUUUUGAAAUGAGUGAAGAAGAUCAUAAGGCAUUAAUAAAAUAUAUCCUAAAUAAUGCAAUUGUAGGAAAAGAUGUUUUUCAAAAUACUACACCAACAGAAUUGAAUAAAUUUUUAAAAUACAUCGACGAGACUAAGCCUUAUGAUGUGGUUAUUGAUGGAUUAAAUGCUGCUUACUCUUUGAAUCGUAAAUCUAAAAUGCCUACUGAACGAGCAAAAGAGCUGAGAAAAAUAGUUACUCUCUUGCGUGAACAAAAAAAACGAAUUUUUAUAUUGGGAAAGAGACAUAUGUUAAAGUGGUCAAGAAAAGAAAUGAAUAUUAUAGAAAACAAUAGCUUUUUAUUUUUAACUAACAAUACGUCUGAAGACGAUUUAUUUACCAUCUAUGCAGCUUUAGUUAGUGGCAGCGAUACAUAUAUAAUGUCUCGAGAUUUUCUACGUGAUCAUAAAUUCAUCUUAACAGAUCUCAAAAUAAAGCGAAUAUUCCGAAAUUGGCAACUAACUCAUCAAAUAAUGCCCUAUUAUAAACAGAUCGGUUCUGUAUCAGUUUUGCAGAUAAUCUAUCCCCCUCCUUAUGUUAUAACAUUACAUAAAGAUGAAAAAGGUUGGCAUAUACCAUACCGUGAAAGUCUUGAAAAUUCUGAAAAUGAACUACCAAAAAGUUGGAUGUGUUUACGAAUAAAACAAAAAAUUGAAAACAAGAAUUUGUCGUAACCAGAAAAAUUUUAAUCAGUCAAAAUAACAGCAUAAGAUAGUUUCUUAAAGCUUAUAUUUUGUAUCAAGGUUUGAAUAAAAAUUUUUAUUUCUAGACAUA
Chelonus insularis is the source of this 1956-nucleotide messenger RNA. RefSeq names its product mitochondrial ribonuclease P catalytic subunit (gene mldr). Gene Ontology annotation, biological process: tRNA 5'-leader removal; mitochondrial tRNA 5'-end processing. The record is from RefSeq and is a predicted model, not a curated record. The transcript has 5 exons. Lineage: Eukaryota; Metazoa; Arthropoda; Insecta; Hymenoptera; Braconidae. Gene Ontology annotation, cellular component: mitochondrial ribonuclease P complex; mitochondrion. Gene Ontology annotation, molecular function: ribonuclease P activity; protein binding. The coding region runs from base 255 to 1856 and encodes 533 amino acids.